Messenger RNA from Oppia nitens, 889 nucleotides. It is a transcript of the gene ND-30, whose product is annotated as NADH dehydrogenase [ubiquinone] iron-sulfur protein 3, mitochondrial-like. The transcript has 2 exons. Gene Ontology annotation, molecular function: NADH dehydrogenase (ubiquinone) activity. Lineage: Eukaryota; Metazoa; Arthropoda; Arachnida; Sarcoptiformes; Oppiidae. The coding region runs from base 65 to 889 and encodes 274 amino acids. The record is from RefSeq and is a predicted model, not a curated record.
AAUAAACAAUCUUUGGAUUGAAUCAAAAGUGAUAUCAAUUAUUGACAUUAAUUUGUGACCAACGAUGGCAUCCUUAAGAUUAUUACUACAGAAACCAAUUCAUAUGAUAUCAACACCAAUGCGGCGACAAGUGUUACCAUCACUGGUAUCUCAAUUUCGAUCGCAAAGUACUACUGCACCGCAAACACCAAUCGAAAAGCCGUUACACCCGACAGUUCGGCCACAAGAUAUGGCUACAAGACAACAAUUGAUUGAAUUUGGUCGCUAUGUUGCCGAGUGUUUACCGAAGUUUGUCCAGAAGGUGCAGAUAACACAUAGCAAUGAAUUGGAAGUAUUGAUAGCACCCGAAGGUGUCGUUCCUGUGAUACACUUCUUAAAGGACAACCAAUCGGCUCAGUUCACAAACCUGUCUGACAUAUGUGGUGUCGAUAUACCGACUCGUGAGUACAGGUUUGAAGUGGUAUAUAAUUUGUUAUCACUUCGGUAUAACUCAAGAAUCCGUGUCAAGACAUACGCUGAUGAGUUGACACCACUCGAGUCUAUCACUUGUCUGUUCAAAGGCGCCAAUUGGUAUGAAAGAGAGGUUUGGGAUAUGUAUGGCGUCUUUUUUAUUAAUCAUCCGGAUAUGAGACGUAUUCUCACUGAUUAUGGCUUUGAAGGACAUCCGUUCCGUAAAGACUUUCCAUUGAGUGGUUAUACAGAGUGUCGAUAUGACGAUGAAGUUAAACGAGUGGUUAUUGAGCCUUUGGAAAUGACACAAGAAUUCAGAAAAUUUGAUUUGCAAUCUCCGUGGGAACAGUUCCCCAAUUAUCGUGAUGUAGAGACACUGCCUGUUGAAGACGUGCCGUUACCACAAACUGAUGCAAAACAAUCAGAAAAGGCGAAGUAG